This is a messenger RNA of Ramularia collo-cygni, 693 nucleotides long. Its product is annotated as related to peroxisomal membrane protein 4. The coding region runs from base 1 to 693 and encodes 230 amino acids. The transcript is spliced from 3 exons. NCBI's taxonomy places the organism in Eukaryota, Fungi, Ascomycota, Dothideomycetes, Mycosphaerellales, Mycosphaerellaceae. The record is from RefSeq and is a predicted model, not a curated record. Gene Ontology annotation, cellular component: peroxisomal membrane.
AUGAGCACCGUCAAGGCGUUGCAGGACUCCCUCGAGAAGAUCAUCCUCGAUCCCAAGUACAAGGCGCCUCUGACGCUCGUCAAAGCCAUCCGCAAUGGUGCCGUAUACGGAGCCAAAGUGCGAUUCCCGCACGCCCUGGUCAUGAUCUUCCUAUUCCGUUCGGGCACAAUACGAGAAAAGACACGACUGGUCUUCAACGCGACGCGACAGCACGCCAGCAACCUCGCCCGGUUCGCAUUGCUAUACAAAGGCAGCAUGAUGGCGUUGCGCAAUACGAAUGGAGGCAAGGAGACUGGUGCCCACCAUUUCCUYGCUGGUCUAUUCGGCGGAUACUGGGUUUUUGGACAAUCAGCCAACAGUGUCAAUCAGCAGAUUGUCAUUUACAUUUUCGCCCGCGUGCUGCUUGCACUUGCGAAAUUGGCCAUUCAACCACCCGGAGACAAUAGCCUUGUGGGAAGCCACUAUGGUGGACAUGGCGGAAUUGGCAUCUUGAAGCUCACGCCUGAGCAAGUUGCCAUGGUGCAGAAAUACAGCUGGCCUGCAUUCGCUAGCUUGAGCUGGGCCAGUGUCAUGUGGCUCUUCGAGAGCUAUCCCGAGACACUGCAAAACAGUCUGCGAAGCAGCAUGUACUACAUAUAUAAAAACUGCGAAUCGUGGGACGGGGCUCGGACCCUUAUCCUCCACAACAAGUGA